Molecule: messenger RNA, 876 nt
Organism: Penicillium olsonii
Lineage: Eukaryota; Fungi; Ascomycota; Eurotiomycetes; Eurotiales; Aspergillaceae
Source: the annotation of a GenBank genome assembly
AUGGCAAGCAGUUCAGCCGAAGCUUUAGCCGCGCUCCAGCAGCUGGAGCAGAGUGGCGACCUGAAGAAGCGACUCACGAUUGUUCGCAUCAGCGAGCCAAUCUCAACCGACGUCGGAAGCUCAUAUGCAUCGGCCUCCAGAAGAGGCUCGGAUGUCUCUACAUCGAACAUGGAAAACCCGACUCCUGCCUCUCUGGAGGCGGAUCUUUCACACUACAAGGAACUUUUCUCAAAGCUGCGAUUCUCUUACGUCGAGCAAGUCACGAAGGAAAAGUUCUUGCGAUCAAUUGUUGGUGACCCGCCAGUUAUUGUGGGACACAAUGAGAACAUGGAACUUGAGACGCAAAUGGCAGAAGUGAAAGCUGAGCUCAAGGCGCGCAAGGAAGAUGUUCGAGUGAUGGUUGAGGAAAUGGAGCAAAUGGGGCGUGAUCUGGCAAGCCGGUACAAGGAGGUUGAACUUCAAACAGCACAGCUGUCCACGCUGCCCGCCUCAAUAGAAACCCUCGAGUCAACCAUUGCUGGUCUUCGUGCUAAACAGGUCGCCAACAUGGGCUCCUCGGACUCCAAUCACUCUUCAUCACAGAAUCUCCCUCUGCCGGCGACGCUCGCGCUUUUGACGGAACGCGAGGCGGAAUUGGCGGCUCUUAACCGUCAGUUAGCAGCUGUGCAGAACACCCUGCCCCGGAAGACUCGAGAGGCUGAGGCAAUUGAACGGGAGACCGGGGUGCUCAAGCGACGCAAAUCAGAGGCCGUCGCACAAGCACAAGAAGCCCAACGCAAGAAACAGCAGGGCGAGAGUGAUGGACUAGAGGAGAUGGGUCGGUGGUAUCGAGGGGCAGAGGAGACUCUUAAAGAGUUGGUCGGGACGAAGGUAUGA